AGACCUGUAGUUAUUGUGGUGGCUCUUACUGAACGUUACCAGCUCUGUCUCAAACAGCCUGUUCAAUACGCGAAGGUUUCGCAGCCCCAACAUCUCCAUCUAUAAUCAUUUCCAUGACGUCCACGAUACAUCUCCAUUGUCGGCCCAUGAGCAACAUUCUAUGUCUGCGAUGGCGACAUCAAAGCGUGCGAGGGCGUGUGAUGCUUGUCAUGCAAUCAAGAUCAAAUGUGAACUAGGGUCUAGUGGUGGUCAGCCGCCCUGCGAGAGAUGUAUACGGCUCCGGAAGGACUGCAUUAUAACGCCACCAAAACGCCAGAAAGACCGCGUUGCCGAGCUCGAAGCUCAAGUGCAGGCUCUUACGCGACUACUCGAAGCACAAGGUCUUUCUUCAACGUCACCAGAUGAUGAUGAAGGCUCAGGAAGCGAAGAGGCCGCGCCGCAAAGUGGACCCUCAAGCGCGUCGUCGAAGAAGCGAAGACGUGACGGCAACGAUCUUGACACCGCCACCGAAGACUUGUCCUCGCUUAGUCGCGCUUCGUUUGACAACACUACAGCCGCUGAUUUGGACCGCAUCGUACCGCCCCAUGUCCAAGCUCGGAUCCUGCGGAAGUACAGGCAGGACAUGGUGCCACAGCUCCCCCUCGUGCCAUUGAGCGACGAUGAUACCUUAGACAAGCUACGAUCGGAGAGGCCUCUGCUACUCCAAGCUAUCACUUUCGCAGCAUGCCCGGGCGUCUUGUCUGCAGAGGACCAGAAUAAGGUCGCUCUCCUCCUGCUCAGCGAUGACACUAAGGCCAAGAUCGAGGCAAGCGAGAAGUCUCUCGAGCUUGUUCAAGCCCUGCAAAUAUCGACUAUCUGGUAUUGGGUACCAAAACACCACAAGCACAUUGCGGCAUACGAAGUGGUUGAGGUCAUAGGUGAGGCCGCCAUCACCCUAGGCUUGUCGGGUCCGAAUUGCGCUCCUCAGCCCGGGUCUCAUACGAAGGAUGAAGAUAUACGCAGUAUCGAUGCUUGGAGGGCAUGGGUUGCCUGCUACAUGCUCUGGGCCAACGUCACGUUCUAUCUGCGUCGACCCAACUCAAUGCCUUGGUCAAAGUACCAUGACGACUGCCUUGCCCUUCUGGAGUACUCGCCACUCAAUGCCAUGGGUGACCGACUACUUUGUCAGCAUGUUAGAGGAGAGCGCCUGUGCGACACGAUUGCAGCCGAGCUACAAUUCUACGAUAUGACCUCAUUUCGUGAUGUCUCCGAGAGUAGCACACAACUAGCAAUGAGGAAUUUGCAAAAUAAGAUCACUGACUGGCAAGCCCAAAUACCAACGUUUUUGCGUGGCCCAGCACUCACUUUCUGGCACCGUGUGGCCACAAUGUAUCUCCACGAGCCAGUACUACACACCCCCACGAACAAACCCUCGUUUACGGCGCCCUUCGUUGCCGAGCGGCUUUCCGUCACAGACUUUCCAGCACCGAACAUCUGCUCUCAGCAUAUCACUUCCACGCAUGCGCUAGCUGCGGCCUGCCAUGGUCUCCUAGACACCUUCUGUUCGCUCGACACCAACACGCAUGUAACCUCGCCUGGCUUGAUGUACACUGGCCGAAUACUCUACGCAACCUACGUACUGAUGAAACUUUAUAUCGCCGCGACUGCUCCAGGCAACACUUAUGGAGCUGUUAUCAGCCCUGCAGACAUACAAGUCGAGCACUAUCUUUCUAAGUUAAUUGCCGUUGCCAGUAUGCUGAGGCAGGCAGACAGUAGAGCCGCACCAGCCGUCAUGCUAGCAUCAAUGGCUAGACUCUAUGAGUGGCUGAGCAAUUACAACGUCACGAUUUAUGGUGAUGCUACAAACCCAGAUCAGACAAGCGAUGCAAAUGGAGCGGCACCUGCACUUGACGGCUUCACCGACUUCGAUUGGGACGAUCCCAUACUGAAGGGCAUGGCGGCUGAUGCAAGCUAUGAAGCCCUGUUCAGUACUGAGACGGUUCCUGCGUGGCUGCAGCCGCCUAGCUUCACGGGGUCUACUACAUGAAAAACAUGGUCUACUCCCACAUGUUAUCACUUAUUGGCGGAGUGCGUCCUUUCAGUUCUGUGCCGUGCAGGCUCACUCAAGCACUCACGGCGUGUCUGCAUGUGACUAAUCUCGUAGCCGGAACUCGAUCACAAGUUCCUCGACUACUCACAAGCUCUGUGGUCAUAGCAGCAGUCUCCCGCGUACAAGCUUGGCCGACGAACAGCAGGAGUUGUGCCUGUAAUUCUCUGGCGCCGGCCACAUGAAGUGCGUUCGCGGUGACAGCGGCGAUCUCACUUCAGAGCGUCAAGCGAAACGCUCGCGAGCUCAAACGAACUUUGAUAGAUCGCCUGCAGGUUUAGGCGGGCGUGUGUUACACGAUCUGU
Messenger RNA from Baudoinia panamericana UAMH 10762, 2391 nucleotides. RefSeq lists its product as uncharacterized. The record is from RefSeq and is a predicted model, not a curated record. Gene Ontology annotation, biological process: regulation of DNA-templated transcription. NCBI's taxonomy places the organism in Eukaryota, Fungi, Ascomycota, Dothideomycetes, Mycosphaerellales, Teratosphaeriaceae. Gene Ontology annotation, cellular component: nucleus. The transcript is spliced from 3 exons. Bases 161 to 2026 code for a protein of 621 amino acids. Gene Ontology annotation, molecular function: DNA-binding transcription factor activity, RNA polymerase II-specific; zinc ion binding; transcription cis-regulatory region binding.